Molecule: messenger RNA, 1008 nt
Organism: Adineta steineri
Lineage: Eukaryota; Metazoa; Rotifera; Eurotatoria; Adinetida; Adinetidae
Source: the annotation of a GenBank genome assembly
AUGCUACAAAAAGGGUUCUACUACUGUUUGUUCUUUUUUGUUGUGAAUGUAUCAGAUAUUCCAUCGGCAACAGCUACCACUUCAACUCUUUCAUCAAGAUUAGAGAGUGACAUUUGUUUGACGGCAACAUGGGCUACACAAGGCAUUACAGUUGCUGGUGGAAAGGGUUUUGGACACGGUUUUGAUCAAUUAGCUGAUCCUUAUGGAAUUUUUCUUGAUGAUAAUGAUACUAUCUAUAUAGCAGAUCGUUCUAAUCAUCGUGUUAUCAUGUGGGAACAAAAUGCUACAAUAGGUCAAUUAGUUGCUGGUGCAGAAUGGGAAAGUACGCGUUCUAUGUCAUUGAAUAUGCCACAGGAUGUUGUCGUUGACAAAAACGGAACAAUGUAUAUUAGUGAUGGAGGAAAUCGGCGUGUUGUUCGUUGGCGACGAGAUGCUGGAGAAGGAGAAGUAAUAAUUGAUCAUAUUCAAGCCGUUGGUAUAGGACAAGAUGACGAAGGAUCGAUCUAUGUGUCUGAAUAUGCAGAUGGUCGUAUCACAAAAUGGAACAUGAAUGACGAUGAACUAAAUGGACAAGUUAUAGCGACACAAUUACGUCAAUCGAAUUUUUUAUUUGUUGAUCAAGAUCGAUCCGUCUACUCAGUAGGUUAUAUGGCUCAUCGAAUAGUCAAAGUAUCUGAAGAUGCUGAAGAACCUAUUAUUGUUGCAGGGCAAUCUGAUAAAUCAGGUCGUGACUUAGAUCAACUAGCUUUCCCAACAGGUGUUUUUGUUGAUCAAUUAGGUACUAUUUAUAUAGCUGAUACUGACAACCAUCGAGUUGUGCGUUGGCCACGAGGAGCAGCAUCUGGUGAUUUAAUCAUUGGUGAACAUGGUGUUGGUUCAGAAUCCGAUCAACUACAUAAUCCUUCUGAUUUAUUUCUCGAUCGAUAUGGAAAUCUUUAUGUUACCGAUACUCUCAAUAAUCGUGUGCAAAAAUUUAUGAUUGAUAAGAGUUCAUGUCUCACCAACUGA